AUGGAUUCAAAAGAAAAUGCCAUUGAUAAUCAACAUGAUUUACCAGUUUAUCGUCGUAUUCAAACUAUAUUAAAAGUUCUUAUAUCUAAUAUCGAUGGAUUUAAUAAUAAGGAAAAAACUUAUAUUCGUUCACUUACUCCAAUUGUUUUUCAGUUUGAUAAAACAUUAGCUCCUCUCAUUGCAAAAUUAUUAAUAAAAAUAACUCAAAAUAAAGAAGAUAUUGAAGAUGGAUUGAAAAUUCUUCAAGAAAAUUUAUCUGAAAUUUAUUUUGAAAAAAUAUUAACAGAUCUAUCAACUCAAUGGUUUAUUAAAGAAAAAAAUCGAUCAUUAUUAGUUUUUGAUUUACUUAUAAAUCAUGUAUUUAAUCCAUCUGUUGUUGAUCGAGAACAAUGCCAAAAUAUUCUUCGACAUUUACGACAGUGUGAACAUUUAACUGUAAAAGAGGAAGCUAUGAAUUACAUUGUGCCUUGGAGACAAGAUGGGUAACAUUUUCUUUUUACAAAUAAUUCAUUAACUGCAUCAUCAACACCAACUAAAUUAUCAAAUAUGGAAGACAAUAUGAAAAUAUUAGAAAGUAUGGGUUUUACCGAUCGAGAAUUAAAUCGUAAGGCUUUAACUAGAGCUGAGAAUGAUAUUAGUGAAGCUGUUACUUUGCUGACAAGCUCACAUUUUUUUAAUGAUGACUUUAUGACUCCCAACGAACAAAGGCCAACAUCAACAUUUAUUGGUUCAUUUACUGAAAAACAAAUGAAACAACAACAAAACUUAAAAUUAAGAUUUUAA
Rotaria sp. Silwood2 is the source of this 783-nucleotide messenger RNA. The record is from the annotation of a GenBank genome assembly. Lineage: Eukaryota; Metazoa; Rotifera; Eurotatoria; Philodinida; Philodinidae.